AUGUCUAUCACUCCCGCCGAUAACAGCGACAAGCGCUCGCACGACACGGCUGAACUAGUCGGUGCAAUUCGCGAGCUCGAGGCUGCUUUCGAGCAUGCGGCUAAAAGAGUAGAACUGCAGCUCGUUACAAUCAACAACACGCUACAAUCGUUGUCGUUCGGCGAAAGAACCCAACCCGAGCUUGCGACGUUCGGCAGUGAGUUAACACUAAUGCAGAACAUCGUGCGAAUGGAGAUGAGGACCGCCGACAUCACGCUCAAGCAAGGGCUGAAGUCCUUGCUCGAAAGCAUCAACGCCGCCGGUAUGUUGUCAAACCGCCGAAACACCGCUGCUGCUCACAAGCUGCUCAACAAGCUCGCGUCGAUGACCUCUCCGUUUAGCCACGGCUCCCCGUUGUCUCAGUUACGUUUGCUCGUCACAACAAUAUUCCCUUGCCUGCCAAAUUUGCGUGGCGGGUUGAUCGCCACUACUUGUACCAGAAGUGCUGUACCCUGA
Peniophora sp. CBMAI 1063 is the source of this 495-nucleotide messenger RNA. NCBI's taxonomy places the organism in Eukaryota, Fungi, Basidiomycota, Agaricomycetes, Russulales, Peniophoraceae. The record is from the annotation of a GenBank genome assembly.